Messenger RNA from Acanthoscelides obtectus, 1233 nucleotides. NCBI's taxonomy places the organism in Eukaryota, Metazoa, Arthropoda, Insecta, Coleoptera, Chrysomelidae. The record is from the annotation of a GenBank genome assembly.
AUGGAACUCAACCGAGAACAUUUUCGCGCCAGAAUUUAUUACAACCUUCAGAGACAAUUAUCGCAACAAGAAUGCCUUGCUGAGUUACUGUCUGUUUUCAGCAACGAAGCGCCACAGCAGUCGACAAUUUUCCGUUGGUAUGGUGUAGGGUGGGAAAACGUCGAUGCUGUACGCAAACUCAUCAUUGAAGAUAUACACGUGACAUAUCAAUUAGGAGUAAGAAAAUUAGUUUCUCGUUGGAUAGCCCACCUCAUUGUUAGUGAUGAAUCGUGGAUUUACUGUUAUGAACCAGAAAAUGAACGACAGUCGGCUGUUUGGGUGUUCCAAGGUGAAGAAACGCCAACAAAUGUCAUCCGUUCUCGAAGUGUUUCGAAAAAAAUGGUCGCGACAUUUGUGUCAAAAGCAGGUCAUAUUGCAACAAUUCCUCUUAACCAGCAAAGAACUGUUACUGCGGAUUGGUAUACUACCAUUUGUUUGCCAAAAGUCAUCACCGAGCUUCGAAAAAUCAACCCCGAAAGAAGAAUCAUCCUCCACCAAGACAAUGUAAGCUCGCACACAGCCCAAAAAACAAGUCCCGAUCUAAGUCCUAACGAUUUCUUUACUUUCCCGGAAAUUAAAAACAGACUGCGUGGUCAAAGGUUCCAGCCACCAGAAGAAGCAUGCUUCGAAAAUUGGUUCGAGCGCAUGUGUAUUAAUCUUCGUGGAUGGUGCAGACAACGGUCACUCUGGGAUCAGGAAUGGAACAGUAUUGUCUUUAGUGACGAGUCUCGAUUUUGUUUAGGCAUGCACGAUGGUCGUGCUAUAGCUUAUGGUUCCAGGUCACCUUUAAUCUUCAUCAGAGGUAACAUGAACGCGGAGCAUUAUAUCCACGAAGUUCUAGAACCCCAUCUUUCACCCUAUCUUGACACCCUGGCAGAUCCAACUUUCCAACAAGAUAAUGCCCGACCACAUGUUGCAAGAGUCACAAUAGACUUCUUUCAACAUAAUGAUGUCACAUUGUUACCAUGGCCACCAAGGUCUCCCGACUUAUCCCCAAUUGAGCACGUGUGGGAUAUGAUGGGUAGGAGAUUGAUCAAUUUGCAACGUCCUCCUCAUACUCUAGAAGCACUUCGAGAGGAGUUGGUGGUUGCCUUGAAUGAGAUACCACAGGAGGACAUUGACCACCUGAUCAGAAGCAUGCCUAGGCGCGUUGGAGAAUGCGUAGCACAUCAGGGUGCAUCCACACAUUAUUAA